Messenger RNA from Bolinopsis microptera, 1823 nucleotides. RefSeq names its product syntaxin-16-like. Gene Ontology annotation, molecular function: SNARE binding; SNAP receptor activity. Bases 35 to 1018 code for a protein of 327 amino acids. Gene Ontology annotation, cellular component: SNARE complex; membrane; endomembrane system. Gene Ontology annotation, biological process: vesicle-mediated transport; intracellular protein transport; vesicle fusion. The record is from RefSeq and is a predicted model, not a curated record. The transcript is spliced from 8 exons. Lineage: Eukaryota; Metazoa; Ctenophora; Tentaculata; Lobata; Bolinopsidae.
AGAAUGUAAACUCCAUUUUUCAAAUCACAACAACAUGAGCGGAGUACCAAAGUUUCCUCUUGUCACUACGGAUCACUGGAAUCUAUUCAGCAAAGAACGCAACAGGAGUGCUAAGCGGAGACUCCAGGGUCCGGUCAGCUAUCGACAAGACGACAAGAGCCAACCUGUAGUUGUUAACAUUGUUGCAAAGUCUGGUGGGGAUGUGGACACACUCCUCAAUACUGACUCAGAGCGUGGCGACUCCAGUGCAAUCCUGCCUCCUGCUUUCACUGACGAACUAACAAGCAUAGAGUUCGAAAUGUCAGAUAUCCGGAGGAAAAUGACCCACUUGGAAUCCCUGCACGGAGAUCAUCUCAGGAACGCGUUUGAUGACGACAGAGAGAAAGAGAAUGAGAUAGAAAUUCUUACCAAGCAAAUAACCAGAGGAUUCCAUAAGUGUCAAAAUAGUAUAAAGUUGAUUGGACAAAGAGCUCGGAAUUCCAGUACUCAACAACUUAGGAUGGCCACCAACAUCAUGUCAUCUUUAGCUUCCACUCUUCAGGAAGAAAGUUCAGAUUUCAAGAAACUACAGAGUGACUAUUUGAACAGAUUAAAAGGCAGGGAAGAAAGAGAGCGGAUGUUAGGAGUUGGGGACGACUACCAGGACCUAUUCGGUGGUGAUGAUGACCAGGAGUACAUCGACUCAAAGUUCACCAACCAGCAAAUUCAGAUGGUAGAACAAAACAGCAGGCAGGUGGAACAGAGAGACGAGGAAAUACGGCGGAUUGUGGAGAGUAUAGCAGAACUGCAGAGUAUAUUCAGCGAUCUGGCUGGUCUGGUGGCCGAUCAGGGGACAGUACUUGAUAGGAUCGAUUAUAACAUGGAGCAAACUGUCGUAAAGGUUGAGGACGGCUACCAAGAAUUGAUAAAAGCGGAGAAACACCAAAAGCGAGGGAGAAAGUGUAUAUUUAUUAUAUUUCUAGCUCUAGUGAUCUUGUGUAUGGUUGUGGCUCUCUUCGCCACCAAGUUCAAAAAGUGAUCGUUUCUCAGAUUACUCUGAAGUGCUACAAACUGGCUGAUUUUCUGAUGCGAAUAUUAUUACUUCUGCGGAUGAUUUAGUUGCGAAAUUGUAUGUGUUAUCGAAUUUGUGUUGUCGGAUUUGAAGUUUAAUUGUUAAUAAUGAAGUGAUGAUGAUUGCUGUUAAUAAUACUUGAUAGAAUUAAAAUUACUAAGUAUAAUAAGCUCACACGGAGUUAAGAUUAAGCUAUUCGUUCUCGUUGCGUAACUCGGAGAUGUCCUGCAUUAAUAAUGUAAAACAAUGAAUUAUCUUUGAAAUGUUUGUAACAGCUGACAUUUAAAAAUAGAAACAAUGAAGGUUUGCAUAUAUUUAAGUUUUAUUUACAUUAUCAAAACGUGGGAAUUAUAGUCCUCCAAGAUUGAAGAUACCCUGAAUUCUAAAAUUUAGUUAUUUUUACUACUGAGUAUUUACGACUGUAUUUACUACUGAAUCUUGAUCUUGGAAUAACAGAUUGACAUUUGGAACCAUGACAGAAGCUACGAAUAAUUAUGAAGAUAGGUCCUGGUCAUGUUAUUUUAAUUAUUCUACCGGGAAUAUACAGGUAGGAUCUGUUGACGAAUUUAAGAUCAUGUAAAUUUCCAUUAACGGACUCCCACUUUUGGUCUAAAUGAAAAUACGGAUCGCCUAUAAUGAGUCCAAUUUGCUUUAGUAAAUAAGUUUAUGUUUAAAGCCAAAUUUGGGUGGUGGAAGCAUUAAGUAAUGUAUAUUUUGUGUUAUUUUGUGUAAUAUACAUUUAUAAAACUUGCUGGUCAAGGUUCUACAACGA